AACUCCAAACAACCGAUACUGGAAGCCCGACGCCAUAAAUUUAUUUUUGAAAAUUAGUUCCAGAGGUCAGCUAUUUAUAAAAAAUUAGUUAAAAUCAUUCUAUCCAAAGUUUAUCGUACGCGUAAAAAUCAAAGGUAUAUCAUUUAAGAAGGCGGGAAUCGACGGAGGUAUUUACAAACAUGAGCCGAAACUGGAUGUAUAGCCAGCAACAGAGAUUAAUGUCUCAGCGCCGGCUUCAGGAGCAGCACAAACAAGAUGAGGCCCGACGCUUGAACAAAGAGAGGCAGCUGCAGGCCAGUCUGAGGGAUCAGGAGAGCAUCGAGAACAAGCGCUACCUGCUACAGGUGCAGCAGGAGCUGCAGGACAGACAAAUGAAGAGUGCUUUGCAACAGGCAGAAGAGGAGAAACUAAACAGGGAAAGGCAGCUUGAACAAGAGGAGAGAAUGGCUAAGGAGCUGGCCCGCAUCAACUUUGAGAAGCAAAGAGAAGAGAAAAUGAAGCAGUACAUUAAAGAGAACAGCUUGGAGCUUCGAGAACUGGAAUCAAAACUGAGGUGUGCGUAUCUGAAUAAGGAAAGAGCUGCACAGAUCGCUGAGCAGGAAGCUAUGAGGCUUGAGACCUUUCGUGAAGAGGCAGACUUCUCUCGUAAGAUGAAGAAUGAAUAUGAGCGAGUUGCCAUUGAGCAGCAGAAGCUGGAGCAGAAACGUCAAGAGGAGCUGGUUCAGUAUCAGAGGGAGCUAGAGCAGCAGCUCAUUGAGAGGGAGCGCAAGAGACAAGAAGCAUACGAAGAGUUCCUCAAAGAGAAGCUCGUGGUGGAUGAGAUUGUCAGGAAGAUUUAUGAGGAGGAUCAGAAAGAGAGACAGCUGAAACUGGAGAAGCUCAAAGCCACUCAGCAGUACAUUGAAGAGUUCAAGAGACAGCAGGCAGAGUGGAGGCACAUGGAGCAGGAAAAGAUGGAGGCUGAGAACAGACGAAUCAUGGAGUUUGUGAGGCAACAGCAGCAAACGGAGGACACCAGAAUGACUGAAAUGAAAGCGAGGGAAGACGCUAAGGAGCAUCUUCAUAAAAUGCUGUGUGAGAAGAUUGAAGAGGAGCGGAAGGAGCGUGAAGAGAUAGAGCGAGCCCGUGAGGAGUUUUACUUAGAGGAACAAGCGGAGGCUGACAGGCAGAAAGAAAUUGAAGAGAUGGAGAAGAAGAUCAGACAGAGGCUGAUGAUACAGCAGACCUUCCAGGAGCAAAUGGCUUUCAGAGAGAUGCGGAAGCAAGCAGAGAAAGAAGAAGAGGAGGCCUUCAGGAAAAUGAUGAUGGCUAAAUUUGCAGAGGACGAUCGGAUCGAGCAGAUGAAUAAUCAAAAGCGGCGCAUGAAACAACUGGAACACAAGCAUGAAGUGGAGAAACUGAUAGAGGCCAGAAGACGGCAGCAUGAGGCUGACCGGGAACUGGAGGCUAAAGAAAGAGCGAUAGAGCAGGAGAGAGAGGAAAUGCGUAGAAAGAUAAUUGAAGAAGAGAGACGGAAGCUAUUAAAGCAUCACGCAACAAAACUCUUGGGAUACCUUCCUAGGGGCUUGCUCCGUGAAGAUGACCUGGAACACUUUGAUGAAGAUUUCAGAAAAAACUUUGAAAGACGUCGAGCUGAUGAUGACAGCUGGGAUGGAGAUGACUAAACUUUUCCAGUUUGCCUCUAGAUGGCAGUUUAAAGCCACAGUGAAUGAGUUACAGUUUUUACUGACCAGUAGAAUGUGUCUUAUAUUUUAUGGUGCAGCUGUUUUGGAUUCAGAAAUGACCAAAGUAAAAAAGAAAACUCAUGCUUUUAUUUGGAAUAUAUUGACAGUACAUUCACUAAAAUCUGCUAACAAAAGACCUGGCCACAGAGUCUGAUCGUGUUUAAGAAACUACGACUAAAUUUAAAUACUAAAUUCAAAUUCUCAAUUUUUAAAAUAUGCAGUCAAAUUCUGAGAUACUUUAAACUUAAGUUUGUAACUUCAAAACAGACAGAAUUAUCUUUUUAAAAAAGGAGCAAUGCACCCUUUUGUCUUGAAAAUCUUUGAAUUUAUGACUUCCCCCAGUCAAGAGCUUUCAUGAACUCGUCUUCUGUGAAGGACAGCAACUUGGCAGCUUCAAAGUGCAUCUGCACAAAAAAAAGCUUUGUUAAGAUUUAAAUUAAAAAAUACUUCUGCAUUAUUAAAUUACAGCAUACCAUAAAGUCACUUACCUUUUGUUUUUUGAGAAUGUCAAUCAACUUGAGCUGUUUCUUGAAACCCACAAUGAGUUCUGCUUUCUGUUUCUUAAGAGUGUUAUUUUCAGCAAGUAAGUUUUCUUUACUCUGCUGUUCCUCACUUAUCUUGUCCUUAUUGAGAGAAUAUGAAAUAAUAAA
This is a messenger RNA of Melanotaenia boesemani (Boeseman's rainbowfish), 2374 nucleotides long. RefSeq names its product meiosis-specific nuclear structural 1 (gene mns1). Gene Ontology annotation, biological process: cilium organization. Lineage: Eukaryota; Metazoa; Chordata; Actinopteri; Atheriniformes; Melanotaeniidae. The transcript is spliced from 10 exons. Gene Ontology annotation, cellular component: motile cilium. The record is from RefSeq and is a predicted model, not a curated record. Bases 180 to 1664 code for a protein of 494 amino acids.